Messenger RNA from Fonsecaea multimorphosa CBS 102226, 576 nucleotides. RefSeq lists its product as uncharacterized. The coding region runs from base 1 to 576 and encodes 191 amino acids. The transcript is spliced from 3 exons. Gene Ontology annotation, cellular component: mitochondrion. The record is from RefSeq and is a predicted model, not a curated record. Lineage: Eukaryota; Fungi; Ascomycota; Eurotiomycetes; Chaetothyriales; Herpotrichiellaceae.
AUGCUCUCGAGACGAGCCCUGAUUUUGGCCGCAGCCUCCGCUCGAUCCUUUGCCCGCCCCCGACCUCAACCUCAAAUUCAAGCUCAAUUCCGCCUCCCUCGCGCCCAGUUCUCUGUUGCAAGAUGUCUCAAGGCUGCUGGAGAAGAGAUAGACGAUCCUGAAAUGAACAACAACUACAUUAACCCACCUCGAAUCAAGCGACAACACCGUGACCCUUAUGCCGAUUGGGACGACAAGCAAGAACGGCGCAACUUUGGCGAACCCGUCCACGAAGACAAUGAUGUUCUCGGCAUCUUCGCCUUGGAGGAUUAUACAUUCAUGUCCAGUUCACGAGGCCUCCUGAUGUGGGCAGGCUUCAUCACUUGCGUGCUGGGGGUGUAUUAUGGCGUCGCAUACACAUAUCCCGGCAAACCGAGUGCCCCACGGGAACUUGAAGGAGGACUAUUUGAGGAGCUUGGAGGCCCAGGAGCUGUUAGGGCACAUAUGGCUGGAGAUUCGGUCGACGGCGAACAAGUCAGUGGCGAUCUCGAACCAGACCCGCAGAUAUCUCGGGACGUCAAGCUGAACCAAAAUUGA